Megalobrama amblycephala (Wuchang bream) is the source of this 1436-nucleotide messenger RNA. Its product is annotated as septation protein 7-like. The transcript is spliced from 2 exons. Gene Ontology annotation, molecular function: GTP binding; ATP hydrolysis activity. The record is from RefSeq and is a predicted model, not a curated record. The coding region runs from base 72 to 1436 and encodes 454 amino acids. Lineage: Eukaryota; Metazoa; Chordata; Actinopteri; Cypriniformes; Xenocyprididae.
GUUCUUCUCUACUCUGCCCCAGCAUCACCUCUAAGGACUCCCAUUUACAGUGUUGGUCAUCCCGCAAAAAUAUGAUCAGUUUAAAUAAAAUUGAUGAAAUACGCAAGAAAAGCAUCUUAAUUGAAAAUGGAAAUCCUGCUCGAUACCGUCUGCAAAAAAAUGCAGACAAUUUGGAUCAUCCUGAACCAUAUAGAAAAAUCACCUUUGGGAAAAGAGACAGACAGAAACCCCAUAAAAUCAUUCUGAUGGUGGGAGAAACAGGAACAGGAAAAACAACCCUGAUCAAUGCGAUGAUCAACUACAUGUUAGAUGUUCAGAGAGAAGACAAGAUUUGGUUUGAGAUCACAGAUGAUCAGAGUGACCGAACAUCAGUUCACAGUCAGACCUCCAGCGUCACUGUUUAUGGGUUUUAUCUACAAGAGAGUCCAAUCCAUUUAACAAUCAUUGACACUCCAGGAUAUGGAGACACUCGUGGAAUUGAUCUUGAAAAAAAGAUCACCAAGAGUUUGCUCAGUUUAAGUAAAUCUGCUGAAGUGAUCCAUGAAAUACAUGCAGUGUGUCUGGUGAUUAAAGCAACACAGAAUCGACUCUCUGACAGACAAAUAUACAUAUUUGAUGCUGUUCAGUCUUUAUUCGGAAGAGAUAUUGCUGAAAACAUUGUCUUGCUCUUCACAUACUCAGAUGGAGCUCGACCUAAAAAUGCCCUGACGGCUGUUAAAGAGGCUAAAAUCAAGUGUGCAGAGAAUGACAAGAAUCAGCCAGUGUAUUUCCGGUUUAACAACUGUCAGUCAAAAGCUGAUGAAGAUGAUGAUGAAGAUGAGGAAGACCGUGAACAGAGGCUGAAUCAAUCAUGGAAUCUCAGUUUUAAAGGAAUGAUGCAAUUAUUCAAGUUUCUUGACACAAUACAACCAAAAUCCCUAAAGAUGACCCGAGAUGUGUUGCAGAAACGGAAGCAGUUGGAGGCAAAUAUUUCCAAUCUAAAAGCACGUGUUCAAACGACAGAACUAAAGCAAAAUGAGCUGAAACAAACUCAAGAGGCUCUGGAGAAGAACAAGGAACCUGCAAACUUUAAAUAUGAAGUUGAAGUGCCCUACAAAGAAUGGGUUGAUAUUGAUACUUCUGUAGCCAAAGCAGCGAUGUGCUGCACCGUCUGUGAGGAGAACUGUCAUUAUCCAGGAUGCUGGUGGACCAGUGAUCUUUCAUGGUGCAGUUCAAUGAGAAAUAAUCACUGUACAGUAUGUACAAAUAAAUGCCACUUCAGCAAACACAUCAAAGCAGCGAAAAUAUAUGUAACAAAGACAAAGAAAGAGAAGAGAACAUAUGAAGAUUUACAGAAGAAAUAUGAUGGUAAGAUUGGAGACGGCAAGUGUGUGGUCAAGAUGCUGGAAGAAGAACUGCAAGAAUUCAGAGAAAGAGAAAAUAAAGCUGGUGAAUGA